AUGGCGUUCCGUCUGGCCCUGCGCAUGGCGCUGCUGCUGCUCUCCGGGGUCCUGGCCCCUGCGGUGCUCACAGCCGAGGGCCCGCAGGAGCCCGUGCCCACCCUGUGGAAGGAGCCCGCCGAGCUGCCAUCGGGAGAAGGCCCCGUGGAGAGCACCAGCCCCGCCCGGGAGCCGGCGGUCAGCGGCCCGCCCGCGCCCACCGCCGCGCCGAGCCCCGAGGACAGCACCGCGCGGGAGCAUCUGGACCAGGGCGGCGGCUCGCUGGGGCCCGGCGCCAUCGCGGCCAUCGUCAUCGCCGCCCUGCUGGCCACCUGCGUGGUGCUGGCACUCGUGGUCGUCGCGCUGAGAAAGUUUUCCGCCUCCUGA
Molecule: messenger RNA, 366 nt
Organism: Balaenoptera ricei (Rice's whale)
Lineage: Eukaryota; Metazoa; Chordata; Mammalia; Artiodactyla; Balaenopteridae
Gene: SNORC
Product: secondary ossification center associated regulator of chondrocyte maturation
Exons: 3
Coding region: 1-366 (121 amino acids)
Biological process (GO): cartilage development
Cellular component (GO): cell periphery
Source: RefSeq, a predicted model, not a curated record